Messenger RNA from Olea europaea var. sylvestris, 1464 nucleotides. RefSeq lists its product as uncharacterized. The coding region runs from base 1 to 1464 and encodes 487 amino acids. NCBI's taxonomy places the organism in Eukaryota, Viridiplantae, Streptophyta, Magnoliopsida, Lamiales, Oleaceae. The transcript is spliced from 7 exons. The record is from RefSeq and is a predicted model, not a curated record.
AUGGUGGACUUGGUGUCAUUGACUCAAAAUUUGUUACACCCUCGUGAACGAGUCUUGAAAGUUCUCGUGUUAAACGCUAAUGAACAACCUGAUCAGCUGUAUCAGAGCCUGCAAAUGGCUGAACAAAAUGUUGAAGUUCAAAAUGACUCAUCAAUCACAAAUUCAAAUCAAAACCCAAACAUUGAUCCGGUCAGUGGAUCUGAUAUGAAGACUCAUGAUCCAACAUACCCAAGCAGCCCUUAUUUCAUCGGCAGCAAUGAUAGUACUGGAGCUGUGCUAGUUACUCACAUGUUAGAGACAAACAACUACCAUUCUUGGGCCAGAUCCAUGAAACGAGCUCUUAGAAUCAAGAACAAAUUGGGAUUUAUAGAUGGAACUCUUUGUGAGCCAAGUGACCAGAAUGAUCCUUUAAUGGAGCAUUGGCUUAGAUGUAAUUACUUGGCUUCAGAACACCAUGACAAUAGAUAUCAAAUGCAGCACUAUGAUAAUGUGAGUGUUUAUUUCUCUAAAUUCAAAACCCUUCUGGAUGAGCUAUUGAACUAUAAAUCUAUUCCCAAUUGUACUUGUGGAGGGCUGAAAGUGGUAGUCCAAAAUCAACAACGAGAUUGGGUGAUGAAGUUUCUGAUGGGAUUAAACGAAUCAUACAAGGAUCUCAAGGCUCAAAUUCUGUUGAUGAAGCCAUUCCCUACCUUGAAUGAAGUCUAUGCAACUAUACAACAAGAGGAAAAAAGAGGGAACCUGAGAGAAAGUAGGAAGCAGAAUUCUUCACUGCAUAAGAAAGAUAACUAUUAUCGUACCCAUUGUAGAAUUGCAGGGCAAUCCCUUGAGAGAUGCUUCAAGGCCAACCCUAACAGGCCUAUAUGUUCUCACUGUCAAAUGCAUGGUCACAAGGCAAAUAAAUGCUUCAAGUUGCAUGGAUAUCCAUUUGGCUACAAAGAUAAAGAGAAGAGCAAAUACAAGGCAGCAGCAAACCAAGCCUCUGCACUUAUGCCUCUGAAUCAGGAACAUGAAAACAAAACCCAAGUAUCUUUGACUCAGGAGCUGUACUCUCAACUCAUGGCCUGCUCAAACCAUCAGCAAACCAAGUCCAAAACAUUGAUUCAACUUCAGACAUUAUUCCAAAGCUCUCUGGUUACGUGCUCUAUGGCUUUGCCAAAUGGAAAUACCAUACCUGCUACUGAAAUUGGCACAGCCCAAGUCACAAAAUCUUUGGUCCUUCGUGAUGUGCUUUGUGUCCCAUCUUUUUCUUUCAAUUUGAUAUCUGUUAGGAAACUUACCCAGGACCCUUUGACUUGGAAAACGACUGGAAUGGGUGAAUUGAAGUUUGGCCUCUAUCAUAUGCUGCAAACAACAGUCUCUCCUACAGCUCUUCAACAAAGCUUGACUCACCUAGCUGCAUCUCCUCCCAUUUCAGCAACUGUAAUCAACCCAUCCAAAGAUUUUGAUAUCUGGCACUACGGUUAG